Molecule: messenger RNA, 2988 nt
Organism: Camellia sinensis
Lineage: Eukaryota; Viridiplantae; Streptophyta; Magnoliopsida; Ericales; Theaceae
Product: putative inactive DNA (cytosine-5)-methyltransferase DRM3
Cellular component (GO): nucleus
Source: RefSeq, a predicted model, not a curated record
AGCAGUAGAAUGAACCAAACAGGCCAUUUGAAGGACCGAAGUAGUCCAGUAAGCGGUGUCUCGUACUCUGCGCUGGCUUAGACUUUGGGGUCUGGAUUUUUUCUGAGCUGUUCUGUUCUGUUCUGUUCGUCUUUCUCUUUCUCACUCACCACCAUUAUUUCUCAGUUCAGCUUUUCCACACAGAGAGAGAAUCUUAAUUAAUUGUAACGUUCACCGAGAAUCCAGCGACGGCGUCGAGUGUAGCCUCUACGCGCCGCUGCAUCAGAGAAUCUUCACUACCGCAUCCUCAUCCACUUCAUCUUCAUCUUCAUCUUCUUCUUCUAGGUGCCACGGAUUUAUGCAUUUGGUGAUAUAACAAGCUGUUUACUCUUGGCAUACCCUCCAAAGUCCAUAAUACAACUUUGGAUAUGCUUUUAUACAUGCUGCUUGUUUGUUUAAUAGAUCUGCAUUCCCGGGAGUUUUAAAAGUUGGGUUGGGUGUUCCUUCAGUCCAUCCUUAGGCUAAUUUGAUUAUUUCUUUUGCAGACACAGAGACAGUGCGAGAGAAUAGAUUUUAUGGACAUCGGAAAUUCACUGGAACCAGAUAGUGGAGCUGGAACCAUGCCAAAAAUUGAGAUUUUGGGUUUGGACUCACCAUCAGAGCACAUGCACUUGAGCCGUAUGGGGGACAAUGUUGCGAGCUCAUCAAGUAGCAAUAUAAGAUCGUCUUUAAUAGGGAUGGGAUUCUCACCAUCUCUUGUUGACAAAGUGAUUGAAGAAAAGGGUGAAGACAAUGUUGACUUGUUACUGGAGACGCUCUUUGCAUAUUCUGCUCUUCAAAAAUCACAAUCUGAAUCUUCAGAUUCUCUCGAUGGCUUAUUUAUUGGCAAGAAGGAUGAAAUAGUUGCAGAUGGCCAUCCAAAAGAGGUUCUUCACAAAUCAUAUUGUGAAUUGUCAGAUUCACUUGAUAGCUUGUUUGGUGAUGACAAGGACACAAGCAGUUCCCCCAAUUUUGCAGCACAAAUAUGUCCAAAAGAGGAGCCUGAUGUAUUUGACGUAGAUAAUGAUGACAGAAGAGCAUCCUUGCUGAUGAUGAAUUUCUCUUUGGAUGAAGUCAAUUUUGCAAUGGAUAAGCUUGGUGAAGAUGCUCCAAUCAGCGAACUAGUGGACUUCAUCUUUGCUGCUCAGAUAGCUGAAAACCAAGUGCAUGAUAACCCAAAUCAUGGCAAUGGAGAAAGGAACAAGGAAAGUACUACUGAAUCCUUGUUUGGGACUAUGGAUAAGACACUUCGUUUGCUUGAACUGGGGUUCUCUGAAAAUCAAAUUUCUGCAGCUAUUGAGAAGUAUGGUACAGAAGUUCCUAUUACUGAGCUUGCUGAUGCAAUUUGUGCUGAUGAAGUUGGUGAUACUUGCUCUGCAGCAAACAAGCGUCUCUUGACUUCUUUCAAUAGGAAUAGGUCUUGGACUAGCGGGAUGGAAGAUGGUCCAAGUAACCAUUCUUUCGAUCCAUUCACUGUAAAAACCGAGGAAUUUUGUUUAGAUGCUGGUUCUCAAUUUAGUGAUAUUGAUUUAGAGAAGUAUAAAGGGAAAAGGCCAAAAGAAGAAUAUAUUGAUGAGUUAAGCAGUUUGAAAAGGCCAAAACAGGAGUACAAUGAUGACUUGAGCAAUUAUCUUGGCCCAACAUGUGCAGAACCAAGAAAAGGGGUUCAGAUCCCUGUACACCGCAGAGAGGUCCAUCGUAAGGCAAGGCGAUUGGAUGGUUUUGAAAUGCGUGAAUCGUCCAAACCCAAGUCGUGCAAGAGUGUUGAUAAAAUGGUAGCUAAACCUCCAUAUUUCUUUUAUGGAAACGUUAUGAAUCUAUCUCACGAUUCUUGGAUGAAAAUAUCACAGUUCUUGUAUGCAACGGAGCCCGAGUAUGUAGAUACUCAGUUCUUCUCAGCCUUGAGUAGGAAGGAAGGCUACAUACACAAUCUUCCUCCUGGUAAUAGGUUUCAUAUUCUUCCAAAGCCACCAACGACCAUCCAAGAAGUAAUUCCACACGCAAAGAGAUGGUGGCCAUCAUGGGACACAAGGAAGCAGUUGAGUUGCAUCAGUACUGAAACUACAGGGAUUUCACAAUUAUGCGAUCACCUCGGGAAAAUAGUAGCCACUUCUAAAGGGCUGCUCUCGGUAGAACAGCAGCGAGACAUCCUCCAUCAGUGCAAGACAUCAAACCUAGUUUGGGUUGGCCGUAAUAAACUGGCCCCGAUAGAGCCAGAAUAUAUAGAGAAAAUUCUGGGCUACCCGAUAAACCAUACUCGUGUUGCCGAGCUUAGCCUACAGGAAAGACUUCAAUUGCUCAAACACUGCUUCCAAACGGAUACGUUGGGGUACCAUUUGUCGGUGUUGAAAUCUUUGUUCCCUGGAGGACUAAGUGUGCUAUCGAUUUACAGUGGAUUUGGUGGUGCAGAAAUUACUUUGCACCGCCUUGGUAUUUACUUAAAAGGUGUCGUCUCUGUAGAGCCUAGUGAAAUGAAGCAGAAGAUUCUCAAGAAGUGGUGGCAGAGUGCUGGACAAAUGGGGGAGUUGGUGCAGAUUGAGAACAUCCAGAAGCUAACGAGUAGCAAGGUUGAGAGCUUGGUUCAGAAGUUUGGUGGCUUCGAUUUGAUCAUUUGUCAGAACCCGUACAAUUACUCUUCGAAGAAACCUACAAUGGCUGUGGACAGUGGUGGCCAUGGUGGUUUAGAUUUCUCGUUGUUUUAUGAGUUUGUUCGUGUUUUGCAGCGUGUAAGGAGUGCAAUGGAGAGAAACAUGUGACUUUUCUGCUCUCCGGUAUCUCAGUUUGUUGAUGAUCGUAGAGAACUUUCAUUCCAGAACUUUACCAGUAUGAACAUUUUAUUUUAAUUUUUCCUAUUUAUAGCGAACUGAUCACAACCAAUUUCCUGGUGAUCGAGCCUGUUGAUUAAAAUCUCCAAUUGUAUUGUUGUUUGAUUCUUUUGCUUAUAUGAAGCCAUUUUCUUGAAAUUGAUCA